AUAGUGAAGGCUGAUAUCUACUCUACAUUCCAUAUUUACGUCGCUUAAGCAUUCACAAAGGCAUUCCAUCACAGCGGCCCUCCGCUGGCGCACAGGCGCUUGUGCGCUCUAAUUUUCUCCCAAUGACAUCACACCCAACAUGGCGUGCAGCCGGGUGCUGGAGAGGGAGGUCCAGGAGGAGCAGAAGAGCGCAACACAGGACUUUUGUCCCCACAAAUACUCUCUGCUGAUUAUAAUCGGACGGACGGCUCGCCACAGACAGACUGAGAACAUCCGGGCGGAGAUCGAAAGAGGUAUACGGUCAUGGGACGUGGACUUAAAAUCCUGCAACCUGAAUCUGUUUCUACAGGAAUUCCUCUCCCAUCACACGGCAUCUUUUAAAGGUGCAGGGCAGAAGUGUCUUCGCCACUGUACCAAAGUGUUGGACACGCAGGUGCUGAUCAGUCCUUCUCAGGAACUGGCUUAUUCUGAGGUUUUCUCCCUGCUGUCCAGGGAUUCUGCUCAUAAGCUGCUGAUUUUGGCUGGCCUUAGCCAGGAGGAAAGUGGAGAGCUGCUCUUUCACAGAGGGCAGUUUUCUCCUGACCAUCUGAGACAAAUAAUAACAGAGCAGUUCCUAGAUCACAGGAGCUGUGUUUCCCUUACCAAAACCAAUCUAACCCUCAGUUGUCCUAACAUCGGACACUGGAGAAAGAUCCUCUUAGGAAACUCUUCCCUGCAGGGUCCCUUCACUCUGCAUAUCAACCCCCCUGAGGUACUGGCAGCCAUGGCAUCUCUGGGGGAUUUUACAUCACUCAUCUCUGGGACCAUUUGCCCUACCUCUCCGUUUGACCUGCUGUCACCUCCCACCACAGUGGGCUUCCUCAAGCUGUCCCGCCCUUGCUGCUAUGUGUUCCCUGCCGGGCGUGGUGACUGCGCCUUUUUUGCGGUUAAUGGGUUCACCGUGCUGGUAGAUGGAGGCUCAGACUCUCAGGCCUGUUUCUGGAAGCUGGUACGGCACCUGGACAGAGUUGAUGCAGUUUUGUUGACUCACAUAGGGACUGAGAACCUUCCUGGUGCCGUCUCAUUCCUGGAAAGGAAGGUGGCUGAGAAGGAGCUAAGCAAUGAUGUCAAAGAUGACUUGUCGAAGAGGCUGAUCUCUCCAGAGCUAGGAGUGGUUUUCUUUAAUGCCCCCAACAAGUUGCAGGCAGAACAACAUUCUCUUACAGACAAUAUACUGAAGAGCACACAGCAGGCAGCUAUAACCUUAGAGCUCUUGAAGAAGUUAGAAAUCAGGCCACAACCAAUGUUUCGACCACAAGGCACUCCCAUAAAGCCACUCACCUUGUUUCAAAAGAUGGGAGUGGGACAGCUGGAUUUAUACAUCCUCAGCCCUGGCAAGAACAGCCAGGAGUAUGAAAUCUUCUUGCAAAACUGGCCCAAUGGAGACUCGUCAUUGUCACAAAGUCUCCCUCUCACUGCACAGGUUUCUGUUUCUGCCCUGCUCGUGUGGCAUCCAGCAUGCCCCCAAGAGAAGGUGGUUAGAGUGCUGUUCCCUGGCGCAACUCCACAAGCUAAAAUGUUGCAGGGGCUGGAAAAGCUCAAGGGAUUGGACUUUCUUCAGAGGCCAACAGUAACCACUGGAGACCUUGAAAGACAGGGUGAGGACAUGAAAGCUAAAAGAACGGAGAGCCUGGACAGUGGCCGCACAUUAGGGAAAGAUGUAGCAUCCAAGCGGGGGAAAGAAAGAGAUACUAGAGAGGAGGGAAAGGAUGUAUUAGUGAAAGAAAAGGUAAAGACAUCAAGUGGAACCAAAGAUACUGAUAAAACUAAAAUCAAGGAGGUGGGUCUAAAACGUAAGCCCUCACUUUCAGAGAAGAAUACUUUAAAGAAAGGAUCAGCAAAGGAUGGAAAAAAAGAAGAGAAGGCUGGUAAUAAAGAGGAGAAUAAUGUUAAAAGGACUGAGCAGAUUAAAAGAGAUGGGGUCCUCUUGAAACCCAAGAAGGACAAUAAAGCUAAACCCAAAAAGGAUACAAGAAACGACAAAACAGGAGAAAAGAAAACACAAAAGUCAUCAGAAAGCGAUGACAAGAAAGGACAUACAAAUAACUCAUCAGAACAAAAACGAGGUUCUUUGUCAAAAAUCACAGAGCCAGAGCCCCUUUGUUUAGACAAACAGAAUAACAAGAGAGAGACAGAAGCUAAGGAGAAGCAAUACGACUCCAAGGUGUCUACCCCUGAGGAUAUGACAGCUGAUUUUCUUAGGCUGCAGAAGGAAAGCGAACUGGAAAAAGCUGAGAGUGAAACACUUACCUAUGGUGAUUUAGAAUGUGAAAAGAUCCUUGGAGGCGUUAGUGAAGAUGAAUACAAUGUAAAGCCUGGAAGGUUAACUGAGGAAGCAGUAGGUGGGGUGGAAAUAGUGAAAGUAGAGCUUGGUGACAGUUUAGUGCAAACUAUCCCCGGGAAGAGUGAAAAAACAGAAGGAGACCUCCUACAAAACUGUCCAGAACAGCUGUUUAAAUCUAGUAAACCUGCAAAAGUUGUGGGAUUUCCAUCACCUUUGAACAAGUCAUACAAGAGUGAGCAAACGGACCAGCUGGACACAACCCCAACUGAGUACACGCUCCUGGAUGGGGCUUUGAGACACUCUCCUCCCUCUCACACCUCUCCAGAAAACCAAGCCCCCAACAGUCCUGAUGACGAGACUGUAGAACCAGUUUCCCCUGACUCACGUCCUAACAGCGCGGGCCACACUCCCUACUGCCUGUCCCCGGACGACAUGUGGUGCAACAGGGCCACACUCAGCAGGCUUCAGGCUCUCCAUUCAGCUGAUGCUUGCGAGCCAAAUGGAUACUCUGGAAAAAGUGAGGAGGUUUGCAAGACCAAAAGUACUGCUGAAAAUCCUAAAGAGAAGCAUCUUAAUUUUCUUUCUUUCGGUACAUGUAGGGAGGGUUCUUCAGAUCCAUCCCCCUCUUUAACCACAACCACCACCACGCACUCUUUACCAGCAGAGGUGGGCUCACCUCAGUCCACAGAAGUAGAUGAAUCAUUAUCCAUGUCCUUUGAGCAGGGACCAACAAUUGGGAGCCAUAGAGAAGGGGAUGAUGGAGUUUAUCUCUCCCAAUCCAAUGGAGGGUAUUGUGUAGGAAAGUCUUUACCAGCGAAGAAGCCUCCGAGAUCUGUGGGUCAGAGUUCAGAGAUGGGGAGACCGACUGCACCCAACACUCUCCAUUUUGAGGCAUCCGCUCACGACGUGGACCUCUGUUUGGUUUCUCCUUGUGAGUUUAAGCAUUUCAAACCCCCUGACUCAAGCUCGGGUACCAGUGAGGCCUCCAAAGAAGUGAGUGGUCCAAAUCAUCAAGGCAACAACAAUAACGUCCCAAAGGACAGGUCACCCAGUGAGUCAAAUGCCCCUGUCUGCACAGAAGACUGCCCGUCCACCACAGCAGAUGGAGCUUUAGAUUCUGAUUCUGAUGAUUCAUGUAGCGACCCCUCUAACUCACCAUGUAACAACGACAUGAGUCAGACUCUGCCCCCAGACCCCCUGCCAGCCCCUCUCAGAGACAGUCCACCCCUGCCUCCUCUUCCCGACACCUCAAUGCCAGUUCCUCAGUCUAACUCUGAAGCUCAUGGGAAGAGAGCAAAAUCCUCUUCAUUCCGUGGGAAAAAAUUACAGGGGAUCAUUGAUACUCCCCAAAAAUCAGGCUCAGGAAAAAAUAAAACAGGCAGCCAAAGUGGAACCAUGAGGGUGAAUCUCCCCUCAACUCGAACACUUUCCUCCAACAGUCGUUCUGCACCAGCAAAAGCAUCACCAGCUCCUGGCUCCAAGGCUCCCUCUGCUGGUGAAGUCAGUAUUUAUGUGGACCUAACUUAUAUUCCAUCUGGAGCCUCCUCUGCCACAGUCACUGAGGACUUCUUCAGGUGCAUACGCUCUUCCUGCUACAUCAUCAGUGGCAAUAGUCUGGAGCGGGAGAAGCUAAUGAGACAAACUCUGGAUGCUCUGCUUGAGGGCAAGGCAUCUUGGCCAGAAAUCAUGCAGGUGACAGUGAUACCCACCUUUGAAUCUGUGUCGAUGCAGGAGUGGUACCAACAAACUCUGGACAGGCAACGGGAGCUGAACAUUACUGUUCUGGGAUCUAACAGCACGGUGGCCAUGCAGGACGAGACUUUUCCUGCCUGUAAAAUUGAAUUCUGAGGUUGAUAACUGAUAAAACUUGAUGGAUAAAGAUAUGUCUGUUACGGUGAAAUUUGAGGACUGGGUAAUAGAAAGAAACAGAAAUAGAAGUCAUGGGGAUAAGUUCACACCAACUCUUUGCAUGUCAGUGGGAAGUAGCCACUUUAUGGGCUUCUUAUUGCAGCUAAACUAAAAAAAAAAGGGUUUGCAUGAUUUUUUU
This is a messenger RNA of Cyprinodon tularosa, 4370 nucleotides long. RefSeq names its product microtubule-associated protein 1S-like. Lineage: Eukaryota; Metazoa; Chordata; Actinopteri; Cyprinodontiformes; Cyprinodontidae. Bases 140 to 4171 code for a protein of 1343 amino acids. Gene Ontology annotation, cellular component: synapse; cytosol; dendrite. Gene Ontology annotation, biological process: regulation of microtubule depolymerization; dendrite development; microtubule cytoskeleton organization. The transcript has 10 exons. The record is from RefSeq and is a predicted model, not a curated record. Gene Ontology annotation, molecular function: actin binding; microtubule binding.